CGCGCGCAGGAUCGAUUCGAUUCGUCACGCCAGACCACGCGCGAAACAUUAACCGCGUGCGGUAAUCUUGUUAGAGACAUGAAUACUGUCAAUAUUGAAAUGGAAUUUUAAAAAUAUGUUGAGAAUUGACUUGUAGCGGAAACUAUAUAUGUUUACCCUGCUGAGAAAAUUAUAGCUGCGGCCGGCAAAAUGAGGAUUCCACGUUAAAGAGCAAAUGACUUUUGGUGAAUGCUGAAAUUCGAAGAAUCAUUAUCUUUUUGGGGCAUCGAAAACACAUCAUCAUAUUUCAGUUUUUAGGCGACGUACUGCGAACAUUAGUUUGUUUAUUUCUUCGCGGAUCGUAGACUUACACUGAGACCUCUACUAAAAGAGAAUUAAAGAGCAAUACGCUGGUAAACCACAAUGGAAGAAGAAGCCAUGGCGUCUGAAGGCAACGCAUCUUUGGUUCACGAGGAGAAUCACUUGUCUCUCUAUACAAAUGGUCAAGUUGGCUCUGAACAAGCUAAUACGUUCGAACAACAGCAAAACAUUGUGGAAGUCACAGUAACAAAUAAACUGAGAGAAGAUUCACCUACUGUGGUCGUAAAGAAAACGGUUUCGCUCCGUAUGCAGUCCACAAUUGUCAACGGCGUUCCUGUAAAGAGUACGGAGUCCGUCGAAGAGUCUGUGGCGGCAGAAAUGGAGAAGGUUCCUAUCUUGCUUCCCAUGAAAGGACCUGAAAACACAGCAGUCGCUCUGGACGAUGAGCAGCUGAUUGAAGAAUCUGAACUCAUAGCAGUGGAAAAGACUCCUAUGUCCUUACAGAUGGAACUGACUUUUGAUUCGGGUGUUGCAGAAGGCAACGAGGAAGAAGAAAUCCUAGGAGAGACAUCUGUCUCAGAGCAAGGAGCUGGGGAUUUCCCUGACUCACACGAGGGUGAAAAGGUGCUGAACUCUAAUGGGGUAGGCAAUCAUAAAGAGGACGAAAAGGCGUUAGAUCGGGGAGACCCCAUUGAAGAAUCCUCUCCUAUAGUUAUAGAAAAAAGACCCGCGUCACUUCACGUGGAACAAGUGUUACACGAAGGAAGCUUUGGAGUCCAGGAACCAAUAGAAGAAGCUUCUGCCGUUGCUGUGGAGUCAGAGCCUCGAGUAUGCGACUACCACCCCAUGUUGGAAGAAACUGUAGAAGGUGAGAACGUUGAUGGUAACUGUGUAGAAGUGGAAUAUGAACCAGCUACCACGACACAUGAAAACGAAGAACAGACGGUGGAGAUGACAGCAGACGAAUCUCCACUUGUCGUAGAAAAGCGGCCUGUAUCACUUCACAUGGAGGCUGCAUUUGACCACAAGGAAGAGGAAGAAGUUAGAACACCAAUAGAAGAGGCUCCCCUCGAGAUCAUCGAUAAAAGACCUGUAUUACUUCAUAUGGAUCAAAUAUUUAAUGGAGAAGGAGGCGUUGAAGUCCAGGAACCAAUAGAAGAAGCUUCCGCAGUUGCUGUGGAGUCAGAACCUCGAGUGUGUGACUACCAUCCCAUGUUGGAAGAAACUGAAGAGGAGGAGGACGUUGAUGGUAACACUGUGGAAGUCGAAUAUGAAUCAGCUGCCACGAAACCUAGAAGCGAAGAAGAAAUGGAGACUGAAACUAAGGAAACGAUAACAGAAGAAUCUCCACUUGUCGUGAAAAAGAGGCCUGUAUCACUUCACAUGGAGGCUGCGUUUGACCACAAAGAAGAUGAAGAACGUAGAGAACCAAUAGAGGAAACUCCUCACGAGAUCAUCGAAAAAAGGCCUGUGUCGCUUCAUAUGGAUCAAAUAUUUAGUGAAGAAGGAAACAAUGAAGUACAGGAACCAAUAGAAGAAGCUUCCGCAGUUGCUGUGGAGUUCGAGCCUCGAGUAUGCGACUACCACCCCAUGCUGGAAGAAACUGUAGCAGAUGAGAACGUUGAAGGCAACACUGUAGAAGUCGAAUAUGAACCAGCUGCCAUGACAUCGGGAAACAAAGACGAAGUGGACACUGAAACCAAGGAGACAAUAACAGAAGAAUCCCCACUUGUCGUAGAAAAGAGGCCUGUAUCACUUCACAUGAAGGCUGUUGUUGACCACAAGGAAGACGAGGAAGUUAGAAAACCAGUAGAAGAAGCUCCUUACGAGAUCAUCGAAAAAAGGCCUGUGUCGCUUCAUAUGGAGCAAAUGUUUAAUGAAGAAGGAAACAAUGAAGUACAGGAACCAAUAGAAGAAGCUUCCGUCGUUGCAGUAGAGUCAGAGCCUAGGUUGUUCGACUACCACCCCAUGUUGGAAGAAAGGGCAGAGGAUGAAAACGUUCAUGGCAAUUCUGUGGAAGCUGAAUAUGAACCAGUCGCCUCGAAAGCAGACAUAAAAGAGGAAACAAAGACCGAAACUGGACCAAGGGAGACAGUAGCAGAGGAAUCUCCACUUGUCGUAGAGAAGCGACCAGUGGGGCGUCACAUCGAAGCUGCGUUUGACCAAAAGGAAGACACUAAAGAGCCAAUAGAAGAAGAAGUAUGCGACUACCAUCCCAUGUUGGAAGAAACUGUAGAGGAUGAGAACGUUGAUGGUAACUGUGUAGAAGUCGAAUAUGAACCAGCUGCCACGACACUUGAAAACCAAGAAGAGACGGUGUCUGAAACAAAGAAGGUGAUAGCAGAAGAAUCUCCGUUUGUCGUAGAAAAGCGACCUGCAUCACUUCACUUGGAGACUGUGUUUGUGCACAAGGAAGAAGGAGAGGUUAAAGAACCAAUCGAAGAAGCUUCUAUCGAGAUCAUCGAAAAAAGACCUGUGUCACUUCAUAUGGAGCAAAUGUUUAAUGAAGAAGGAGGCGUUGAAGUACAGGAACCAAUAGAAGAAGCUUGCGCCGUUGCUGUGGAGUCAGAGCCAAAGGUGUGCGAUUACCAUCCCAUGUUGGAAGAAACUAGAGAGGAUGAGAACGUUGGUGGUAACUCUGUUGAAGUCGAAUAUGAACCAGCUACCAUGAAACUUGAUUUCGAAGGUGAAAAGGAGACUGAAGGAAUGGACGCGAUAACGGAAGAAUCCCCACUUGUCGUAGAAAAGCGACCUACAUCACUUCACAUGGAGGCUGUGUUUAAACCCAAAGAAGAGGUUAAAGAACCUAUAGAAGAAGUUCCUCAGGAGAUCAUAGAAAAAAGGCCUGUGUCGCUUCGCAUGGAGCAAGUAUUUAACGAAGAAGGAAGCAAUGAAGUCCAAGAACCAAGAGAAGAAGUUUCCGCCGUUGCAGGGGAAACAGAGCCUAGAUUAUUCCAUUACCACCCCAUGUUGGAAGAAAAGGUAGAGGAUAAAAACGUUGAUACCAAGUCUGUGGAGGUGGAAUAUGAACCAGCUGCCACGAAACGUGAAAGAGAAGAGGAAACAAAAACUGAUACAAGUGAGACGAUAACAGAAGAAUCCCCCCUUGUCGUAGAAAAGCAACCUGCAUCACUUCACUUAGAGGUUGUGAUUGAUCACGAGAAAGGUCCUGAAGUAGGGAAACCGGUUGAAGAAACUCCUCCAAUUGUGGUAGAGAAGACACCUAUCGAUAACAGCCAAGAAAACGAAUCCGUUGCCGAGGAAGAACCAUCGUCAGUACAUGUAUUAGACAUACCUGAAGUAGAGAAAGUGAAGGAAGUUGAGGAUUCUGUACAAGAAGCUGUCGCUUCUGCUGUGGAGAGAAAGGCUCCUGAAUUUCACUAUGAACUACUACAGACGGUGGAAACAGAAGACGAAAAGCCAGACGACACGACCGUGGAGGUUAAAGUAGAGGAGAAUCAGGUCCGUGAAACAGAAAUUCUUGACGAUGAAGUUCAGGUACCUGAAUUGAAAGGUAACGAAGUAAAAGAAUCGAAGCGCAGUGAAGUCAUCACUAAAACAGAAGUCAUUUCUACAGUCACCAUUAAUCAAAGAACUGGCGACGAAACCACGCAGGAGAUGGAAACCAAUGUGGUACAGACAACGUAUGAAAAGAAAACAGUGGAGUACUCAAACACGAGUACUACAGAAGAAGCGUGCGCAUCAACAUCCUUCACCAAACUCAAUCAACACGGCAGGGAUGAUGACGAGAAGCUUUUGCGUCACGUGCUUAGAAAGAGGCUCUCGGCUCCCGAAGUACUCCCAGAAAAAGAGAAUGAUGGUUCGGCACCUUUGGCUGCGUCGGAGGAUCGUGGAAUUCUGGAGUCUCAGGAGCAGUUUACGUUUGUAGACAACUCCCGAAAGAAGGACUGGACGCCCAUUAACAAACCACAAGUGUCAGUUGCUACUCCGUCUGAGACAGAACCUUAUGAAGACGUGGCGGACGAGAAAAAGCUUAUUGCAGACUCUCCGGGUGAGGCUAAUGUUGCCGUUGGUGAUUCCGUGGAAAAGGAAGAUCGCUCCGGCGAAUCGUUGCCCGUGCUGUUAUUGUUGGCGCCUGAGGAGGAGAAAGGUGAUCACGAAAACGAACAGAAGAAAGGAAAGGCAAGUGGACCUUCUUCUCCUCAGUGCAAGUGCUGUUCGUUAAUGUAGGGCGGAAUCUGAGCCGAGUUGGAAAGUAAGAGCAAUCGCUAGCCUUGUCGUCAGUUAACGCCUUUUUGGAAGGUUAUUAUCGUAAUGUAACACUCAGGCUAUUAAAGAACGUGCUCGCUGCCUUCGAUUAUUUCCUAGCAGCUUUUAACGUUAAGAAUCAGGGAACGUGACGUACAUACGUCCAAGCUAUGGCUUGAUUCCGGAUGGUUGUCAGGAAAACCUCCAAUGUACUUUGGACAAGGAUUUUUUACUUCGAAAAAAGUAUGUUAUUUUAGAUGACGAAGCGAAUGAUGUAUCUCAUAGUGGUCUGUAAAGAAUAUUACUCGUAGGGACAGAAAACAUCACAUAAUAUCAAAUCAGUGUAUUCCCUUUUUACCUGAGAGUAUUGAUUGAGUUAUUUUAAAUAUUGUACUAUUCGAUAGCCUCUUUAAUUAGCCCUAUUUUCAGUAUUUAGCCGCAAUAAUAACUUUGUUUUAUGAGGAUUUUGAUCAAAAAUGGUGUUGAACUUAUUAAGUCUGGAGGGAGAACAGAUAAAAUAUGACUUCAAUAAUACUUAUGCCUAAUAAUUAAACAUCGAGAAGCUUCGUGACUAGGA
Messenger RNA from Orbicella faveolata, 5086 nucleotides. RefSeq lists its product as uncharacterized. The record is from RefSeq and is a predicted model, not a curated record. Lineage: Eukaryota; Metazoa; Cnidaria; Anthozoa; Scleractinia; Merulinidae.